Molecule: messenger RNA, 1641 nt
Organism: Aspergillus steynii IBT 23096
Lineage: Eukaryota; Fungi; Ascomycota; Eurotiomycetes; Eurotiales; Aspergillaceae
Product: SWIB/MDM2 domain protein
Exons: 5
Coding region: 377-1222 (281 amino acids)
Biological process (GO): nucleolar large rRNA transcription by RNA polymerase I; transcription initiation at RNA polymerase I promoter
Cellular component (GO): RNA polymerase I upstream activating factor complex; nucleus
Molecular function (GO): RNA polymerase I cis-regulatory region sequence-specific DNA binding
Source: RefSeq, a predicted model, not a curated record
UCCGAUUCAAUUCAAUCCGAUUCAAUCGCAAACCCCCUUGAUUCUGCGGGUGAUUGUUGCUGGUCGUUGCGGGCCGGCUGUCUUACCUUGUCUCCUUUGUUCUUUCCUUCACUCUCUCCUCACUCGUCGUUUGCGUCUACUUCUCCCUCCCCAUCUUGUCUCUCGCUCGCGCCCUCUCCCAUGCCCCGCCGGUCCUAAGCGCCAGCGCUACGCCCCGACAGAUCUGGACGAUCUUCCCUCCCAUCCACCGCCGCCGUGACCGGACUCUCGCUCCCCAGAACUUCGCCGACCCGUGGCCUUUGCAAUUGACACAAUCGCAAUCGCUCCCCUCCCGUCCCGCCAAAUCGACAGGAGCGAGAGACGCUCGUGAGCAACCAUGUCGCUCUCCCCCGACGCCCGCGAUCAGUAUGUACCGAUCAUUGACUCCAUCCUGGGGAAAAGCGAUCUCAAUACCAUCUCCGAAAAGCGCAUCCGCAAAGGUCUGCAGGAAGUGGUCGGCCAUGAUCUUACUCCGCAGAAGGCUGUGAUUAAGCAGCUGAUCAUGGAGAGGUUUGACAUCUUCGCCGAGCGGGGGGGUAUAGGUGCUUCGCCCGAGACCAGCGCCCCGGCAACCAACGGCCACGGCAAGGAUCCGGACUCUGUGACACCACCCGUCGAACCCUCAUCUCCCGCGCAGUCGUCGGUGUCGCAGAAACGCCAUGCGGAUAGCGAGGAGCGUUCCGAUCAGUCGAGCAAGUCGCCGCCGGCCAAGAAGAAGAAGCUCGACAACGACGUUGACGCGGAUGCCCUCUUCGCUGCCAAGCUCCAGGCCGAGGAAAACAUGCGUGCACGUCCUACGCGAGGCUCUAGCACGCGCAAGGCCGCGCCGACGAAAAAGAAGACCAAGGCGAAGACGUCCAAAAAGGUGAAAGCGGAGGACGAUUCGGACCUGGACUCAGGGUCUGACAGCGGCAAGAAGGUCAACCGAUCCGGCGGAUUCCACAAACCCCUGACGCUAUCGCCUGCCCUUUCGGCUUUGCUGGGUGGUGAGGAAACGCUUUCUCGACCGCAAACGGUGAAGAAAUUGUGGCAAUACAUUCACCAACAUGAUCUUCAGGAUCCUAGCGACCGGCGGCAAAUCCGGUGCGACGACGCCAUGCGCGCGGUCUUCAAGCAAGACCGCAUACACAUGUUCACGAUGACCAAAAUCCUCAGCCAAAACCUGUACAGUCAGGACGAAUAGUGCCACUCCUUUUUAUCCGCGAGGGCUGCCAUGAUACCCGGCCUUCGCAACCCGGCGACUCCUUGCCCUAGGCACGCCGUUCACAAUUUACGACUUUCUGAUAUCUUCCAGCACCGCAUUUGGUAACCCGGCGCCUUCUUUUUGGUUUCCAUGAUCCCACUUUGCACCUAUAGUGUUUAUGUUGUAUUUUUCUUUUCUAUAUCUCUGUGCUUUCCUUUGUCCUCUUUCAUUGUGAACUGUCUUUUCUCUCUCUCUCUCUUUUUUGUUGAUUCAUAUCUUCUUCUCUCCAGCGGGAGUUGGUGUUGCCUUCGAGAUCGGGGCGAUGAACGUGUCUAGAACGGUCCGUUCAGGGGAACCGUUCAUUUGGCAUUGCAUAAUACUGUCUUCAUGGUAUAUGAUACAGGUGAUUCUUUUUUUUU